This is a messenger RNA of Ostreobium quekettii, 2877 nucleotides long. Lineage: Eukaryota; Viridiplantae; Chlorophyta; Ulvophyceae; Bryopsidales; Ostreobiaceae. The record is from the annotation of a GenBank genome assembly.
AUGGCGCGGUGGUUCCCAGUGGGCCACAUCCUCCUGCUGGCGGCCGCGAUCGCGAUGGCGAGCCAUCCCGCCGCCCGAGGCUCGAGCUGCUCCGUCGAGGGGCCGAGAAUGGACUGCGGCUGGGUGGGCAUCGACGGGCCGACGUGCGUCUCGAGGGGCUGCUGCUGGAGGCCGGUGCACGGCGCCGACGGCGAAGACGAAGCCGGCGAAGGGGUCGACGGUGCCAGCGGCGUGGGCGACGUGCCGUGGUGCUUCCACGACACCUCCCAUGCGUCCGCCUACAACGCCUCGAGCUGCAAGGAGACAGGCAGUGGCGUCCAGGCGACCCUGGUCCUUGCCAGUCCUGCCCUGCCUUCCCUGGGGCCGGACAUCUCGCCCCUUAAGCUGUCCGUGUCCUACGAGACUAACACAAGGCUCCAUGUGAAGCUGACGGACCCCACGGAAGCUCGGUGGGAGGUGCCAGAGUCGCUGCUGCCCAGGCCGGCGCCAUCAAAAGCAUCUUACGGGACACUCUACGACUUCAACUACACCAAGAGCCCCUUUGGAUUCACAGUGUCCCGCAAAGAGAAUGGUGAAGUGCUCUUCAACACGACAGGUCACAGCCUCUUCUUCAAGGAUCAGUACGUCGCAUUGACGUCAUCAAUUCCUGAGUCUGCGGCUCUGUACGGCCUAGGCGAGACGACUCGCCCAACGGGCCUGCGGCUCCGCCCUGGGACCAUGACGACCAUGUGGAAUCGAGACAUACCUGUGGCCAACGCCAACAUCAACCUCUACGGAACUCACCCUUUCCUGCUGGACAUCCGUGAAGGUGGCCUGGCUCAUGGCGUGUUCUUCCUCAACUGCAACGGAAUGGACGUGCUGUACACGGAAUCAAUGAUUGAAUUCAGGGCCGUGGGCGGCGUUUUGGACUUCUACUUUUUCUUGGGGCCCAGCCCGAGUGACGUCAUCCAGCAGUACCAGGACGUCAUCGGCAGGCCCAUGAUGCCGCCCCUGUGGUCCCUGGGCUUCCACCAAUGCAGGUACGGCUACAAGAACGUGGAGGAGCUCGAGUCAGUGGUGGAUGGCUACGCGUCGGCCAACAUCCCGUUGGAGGUCAUGUGGAACGACAUCGACUACAUGGACGGCUACAGGGACUUCACCCUCGACAAGCUGAACUACGCGCUGCCUAAAAUGAGGUCUUACCUGCAGCGCCUGCACGACUCCAACCAGCGCUGGGUGCCCAUCAUCGAUCCCGGCAUCAUGGUGGACCCGGGGUACCCCGCCUACGACGCCGGGAUCCAGAAGGACAUUUUCCUCAAGGACGCCAGCGGAGAGAGAUAUGCCGGGAAGGUGUGGCCGCCCAUUGUCCACUUUCCGGACUGGUUCCACCCGGACGUGCAGGAGUACUGGACGGCGCAGCUCCGCCAGUUUCACGAUCAGCUGGCCGCCUUCGACGGCAUCUGGGCGGACAUGAACGAGGCGUCCAAUUUUUGCAGCGCAAACCGCAGAUCCGGGAAGCCCCUGGAUCUCGGCCGUCACGGCAUGGUGGGGACGGAUGCCUGCUCUUCGGAUUUCAGUUCGAAUUCGAGCCUGGAGCACCCCCCUUACCGGAUCAACAACGCCAACGGGGCGCCCCUCAGCGACAGGAGCAUCCCGGUGAGCAUGCUGCACCACGACGGCGUCACCGAGUACGACGCCCACAACAUUUACGGCUUCUCGGAAUCCGUGGUCACUGUCAAGGCUGUGGCCGAGAUCACUGAAGGGCGGCCAUUUGUGCUCAGCAGGUCGACGUUCCCUGGCGCCGGCAAGUACGUGGCCCACUGGUCCGGCGACAACAUGGCGGAUUGGAACAACUUAAGGUGGUCCAUUGUCUCGAUCCUGAAUGCAAACCUCUUUGGCAUACCCAUGACGGGGGCCGAUAUCUGCGGAUUCUUCGGAACUACCACUGAGGAGCUGUGUGCGAGGUGGAUUUCUUUGGGCGCCUUCACUCCGUUCACGCGCGCUCACUCCGACCACGUGCCCCAGGAACUGUACCUGUGGCCCAAGACGGCGGAUGCCGCGCGGAAGGCGCUGGGAAUGCGCAUGCGGCUCACCCCCUAUCUCUACAGCGCCUUCAAGGCCGUGCACAGCGCCGGCGGAACCGUCGCCUCUCCGCUGUGGAUGGCGUUCCCGGAGGAUUCGACGACGUACGACAUCGAUCGGCAGUUCCUGUUGGGCCCCGGCCUGCUGGUGAGCCCGGUCCUGGAACAGGGUGCGGACCGCGUGGACGCAUACUUUCCAAACGGCACGUGGUACGACCUCUGGAACAACGCCUCCAAGAUACAAGGACCGGGGACGCACAGCCUCGAGGCGCCGGUUGGGGACAUCCCCGUGCACGUGCUCGGUGGCACUAUUAUUCCCACCCAGGCCCAAGGCCCCACCACAGCGCACGUUCGAGAGACCCCCCUGAGCCUCAUCGUGGCGCUGGCGCCGGAGGGCGACCUCUCCGGGUCACUGGCUGCGCAGGGAAGCGUGUACAUGGACGCAGGAGACACUCUGAAGGUGGACGGUCCUGACAGCUUCACAGUCGAAUUUGAGGCACGCACGGCUCAUGGACGGGGCGUGCUGACGACUACAGCUGUGCCGCCAUCCAACGCCGAGCGAUCCAUCCCGCAACUCGGCGGCCUCGACGUGCUAGGCUUCGAAUGCCCGCAGGUCGACGCACGGGACGGUCCCGGGCUGCCCCACGGCGCUGCGACCAUCGAGGUCUCAGUGAAUGUGAACGGCGCGGCGCACCCGCAGGCCGCCAUCUUGCGCGACGUCGCGAGGGGGUCGCUGCACGUGAGCGGGCUGGCGACGAGCAUCGAGAGGGGCGUCAAGGUGGAAUGGCGCUGCGACAGUUCGUACCCGACGACAUGA